Messenger RNA from Hylaeus volcanicus, 1232 nucleotides. It is a transcript of the gene Fdx2, whose product is annotated as adrenodoxin-like protein 2, mitochondrial. The transcript is spliced from 4 exons. Gene Ontology annotation, cellular component: mitochondrion. The record is from RefSeq and is a predicted model, not a curated record. Bases 323 to 808 code for a protein of 161 amino acids. NCBI's taxonomy places the organism in Eukaryota, Metazoa, Arthropoda, Insecta, Hymenoptera, Colletidae. Gene Ontology annotation, biological process: positive regulation of oxidoreductase activity; P450-containing electron transport chain. Gene Ontology annotation, molecular function: 2 iron, 2 sulfur cluster binding.
AAUUAAUACGAUCCUUUGCUUUAUAACACUACAAAGAUACUUUGCUCUUUUUGAAAUCUUUGAUGUUGUACGUAGCCCUCUAACAGCAAACAUAAAAUCAUGUGCCUUUGGCACGUGCUCGGUACACGUCACACGUGUUAGGAAGUAUUUCAUAAUCUACCGUUGAGGGAAGCGCAACAGUGUCGUAUUAGAAGAAUGUUGUGAAAGUUCUGUACGAAAUCCUAUUCGAUUGACCAAUACUUUUCGUGAUUAUUUCACGGUUUUUGGUUACGUUUAUCUAGCGUUUAUGGUAUUUUGACACACUUCUCCUUUUGACAGUGGAAUGGCGUUAGUAAACAAAUUUCAAAAGUUAUCGAGAUCGAUUCUCAGCAUUGCUUCGAAUUAUUCAAAAUAUAAGAGCGAUACCGCAUUGCCUCCUUUCCUGACAACAACAAGAACCUCGACUACGCAACCACUCUCAGAAAAGCAGGAAGUGAACAUAACAUUUGUUAAAGCAAGCGGAGAGAGAAUUAAAGCGAAAGGAAAAGUUGGAGAUUCUAUUUUAGACAUUGUAGUAAAUAACGAGAUAGAUUUAGAUGGGUUUGGUGCAUGUGAAGGUACAUUGACCUGUAGUACCUGUCAUUUAAUACUUUCGAAAGAAGUAUACGAUAAGCUGCCUGACAAACCAACAGAUGAAGAGUUAGAUAUGCUGGACCUAGCAUAUGAAUUAACAGACACAUCGCGUUUAGGAUGCCAGAUAAUAAUGACUAAAGAACUAGAUGGAAUUGAAGUAAGAGUGCCAUCGACACUUAACGACGCGAGAGCGUAGCAAGACUGUCUCAACUCUCUAAAAACGUAUACAAUGAUUCUGAUGAUAGUCACUGAAAUUUUAGGAUUAAAAAUAAAAUAAACAAAUUUAUUUUGUAACAUAAGGCUGAUGUACGCACUUUAGUAUAUCUGCAAUAUUUUGUAUAUAAUAGUAACAAACUUGCAAAGUUAUUAGUUAGAGAUUACUUGUAUAUUGCCAUUGUAUAAAACUAGCAUAAAUACAAAGAGACUAGAAUCUUUGUUUUAAUAUAGAUAUUAUUAUCUUAGAAAUUAAAAUCAAAAUGUAAGUAAUACGUUUGUCGUACACAUAACAUGUGUAUCUUAUUUAUUAUAUGUUCUUUAAGAUACUUAUGCGAUAAAAUUUUUAUAUAGUUAUUUACAUUUUAAAUUUUCAACGUUGUAAAUAAAGUUACUCUUAAAACAAG